AUGGCGCCGACGCACAUCGCCAUUCCGCCUCGGGAACCUGGCGCUACAGCAACUCUGGGCGCACCCAAGAGUGCGCACAUGGCUACAACUACUCUUCGCGUGCAAGGCAUGACUUGCGGAGCAUGCACGUCGGCAGUUGAGGCGGGCUUCAAAGGUGUUGCUGGUGUCGGCAGCGUCUCUGUCAGUCUGGUCAUGGAGCGUGCUGUUGUCAUGCAUGAUCCUCGAAUAAUUUCUGCCGACCAAGUUCGCGAGAUCAUCGAAGACAGAGGCUUUGAUGCUGAGCUUUUGUCUACAGAUCUUCAAAGUCCUGUAGCCGUCCGCUUCCCUGAGAAGAAGGGCGAUGAAAACGACACCACUUUCGUCACCACUACAGUCGCCAUACACGGAAUGACUUGCGGCGCCUGUACGUCUGCGGUGGAGGGCGGCUUCAAAGACGUCCCCGGCGUCAAAACCUUUAGCAUAUCGUUGCUGUCCGAACGAGCAGUCAUCGAGCACGACGCCGCUCUCUUAACCGCCGAACGAAUCGCAGAAAUCAUCGAGGACCGCGGCUUCGGGUCAGAGGUUCUGGACACGGCGAAACCAACACAAGAGGCCGGUGGUGAUUCGCACAGUGGCAUUGCGACUACAACGGUGGCCAUUGAAGGUAUGACGUGUGGCGCAUGCACCGCCGCCGUUGAAGGCGGGUUUCAAGGCGUUGAGGGCGUUUUGAAAUUCAACAUCAGUCUACUGGCCGAACGUGCCGUCAUCACCCACGAUGUGUCCAAAAUUUCGCCCGAGCAGAUUGCAGAGACAAUUGAAGACCGUGGGUUUGAUGCUACGGUUCUCUCGACCCAGUUCGAAUCCGGCAGUCUUGGACCUCUGGCGUCGACGGCUCAAUUCAAGAUGUUUGGCCACCUUGAUGCCGCCACCGCACAGGCGCUAGAGGCCAAACUCGGGUCCGUCCCUGGCAUACGCUCGGUCUCGGUGAGCCUGUCGACCCAGAGACUCACCGUUACGCAUCAGCCGGGCAUUAUUGGCCUUCGGGGCAUUGUCGAGGCCGUGGAGCGACAAGGCUUGAAUGCGUUGGUCGCUGAUAGUCAGGACAACAAUGCGCAGCUCGAGUCUUUAGCCAAGACGCGAGAGAUCACCGAGUGGCGGACAGCAUUCAGAACGUCCUUGACUUUUGCGAUUCCAGUCUUCAUUGUCGGCAUGGUUCUGCCCAUGGCGCUGCCGUCUCUCGACUUUGGCAAGAUUUUGUUGCUACCCGGUCUUUAUCUUGGAGAUGUCGUCUGUCUCGUUCUUACGAUACCCGUCCAAUUCGGUAUUGGCAAACGAUUUUACGUGUCAGCAUACAAGUCAGUCAAGCACGGCUCCCCAACCAUGGAUGUUCUCGUCAUCCUGGGCACUUCCUGUGCCUUCUUUUUCAGCGUCUUUGCGAUGCUCGUAUCCGUGCUGCUGUCCCCUCACACGAGGCCCAGCACGAUUUUUGACACCAGCACGAUGCUGAUUACUUUUAUCACCUUUGGCCGAUUCCUCGAGAACCAGGCAAAGGGACAAACGUCCAAGGCGUUGUCUCGUCUCAUGUCUCUGACGCCCUCCAUGGCCACAAUCUACGCAGAUCCCAUUGCCGCUGAGAAGGCGGUGGAGGCCUGGGCUAAAUCUGCAGAGGAUGUCAAGACUCCCAAGACGCCUCAGCAGGUACCGGAUCUCGGCGGCCCUUCUGCCUACGAGGAAAAGUCGAUCCCCACAGAGCUGCUCCAGGUCGGCGAUAUUGUCAUCAUUCGGCCCGGUGAUAAGAUCCCGGCCGAUGGUUCGCUGGUCCGCGGCGAAACCUAUGUCGACGAGAGCAUGGUAACGGGAGAAGCAAUGUCGGUUCAGAAGCGCCUCGGAGCCAACUUGAUUGGGGGGACGGUCAACGGCAACGGCCGCUUCGACUUCCGAGUCACGCGCGCCGGGCGCGACACGCAGCUGAGCCAAAUUGUGAAGCUUGUGCAGGAUGCGCAGACCACGCGAGCGCCGAUCCAGCAGCUCGCCGAUACCUUGGCCGGUUACUUCGUGCCGACCAUCCUCGUUCUUGGGCUCCUCACCUUUAUGGCGUGGAUGGUUCUGAGCCAUGUGCUGCCGAGUCCACCAAAGAUCUUCUUACAAGACGCCAGUGGCGGCAAGAUCAUGGUGUGCGUGAAGCUGUGCAUCUCGGUCAUCGUCUUUGCUUGCCCUUGCGCCCUUGGUCUCGCCACGCCCACCGCCGUCAUGGUCGGCACCGGCGUCGGCGCCGAAAACGGCAUCCUGAUCAAAGGAGGCGGCGCCCUGCAAAGGACGACAAAGGUGACUCACGUGGUGCUCGACAAGACUGGGACCAUCACCCACGGAAAGAUGAGCGUUGCCAAGUCUACACUCGUGCCUCCCUGGAGAGACAACGAGUGGCGGAUGCGUCUCUGGUGGACGCUUGUCGGGCUUUCAGAAAUGGGCAGCGAGCAUCCUGUCGGCAGGGCCAUCCUCGCGGCCGCAAAGGAAGAGCUCGGCGUAGACCCAGAGGGCGCCGUUCAAGGCAGCGUCGGGGAAUUCAAGAUCAAGGUCGGCCGGGGCGUCAGCGCCCUCGUCGAGCCCGCCUCGUCGGCGGAAAGAGUUCGGUACAGAGUCCUGGCCGGUAACGUCAAGUAUCUCGAGGAGAACGGCGUGGAGGUCCCGAGGGAGGCCAUUGACGCUUCCGAGGCCACCAAUGCCGCCUCCGCCACCAAGGCGACCAAGACGCUGUCGAAAUCACCGUCCGCCGGGACCACCAACAUCUUCGUGGCCGUGGAUGGCCAGUACACGGGGCACCUCUGCCUCGCAGACGUCAUCAAGGAAGGGGCGGCGGCGGCCAUCUCGGUUCUGCAUCGAAUGGGCAUCAAGACGGCCGUUGUGACCGGCGAUCAGCGUUCAACGGCGCUCGCGGUGGCGGCUGCGGUCGGGAUCUCGUCCCACGAUGUGUACGCCGGCGUCUCGCCCGAUCAGAAGCAGGCCAUCAUCAAGCAGAUCCAGGGCCGGGGAGAGGUCGUGGCCAUGGUGGGAGACGGCAUCAACGACUCCCCGGCCCUGGCCACGGCCGACGUGGGCAUCGCCAUGUCGAGCGGCACCGACGUCGCCAUGGAAGCGGCCGACGUCGUUCUCAUGAGACCCACGGACCUGAUGAGCAUCCCGGCGGCGCUCCACCUGACCAGAAGCAUCUUCCGGCGAAUCAAGCUGAACCUGGCAUGGGCCUGCCUGUACAACGUUGUCGGCCUGCCGGUGGCCAUGGGGAUGUUUCUGCCGUUCGGGCUGCACAUGCAUCCCAUGAUGGCCGGGUUCGCCAUGGCAUGCAGCAGCGUCAGCGUCGUGGUGAGCAGUCUGCUCCUCAAGUUCUGGAAGCGCCCACAAUGGAUGGACGACGCGGAAGCAGAGCAAAGGGGGCGUCUGAGAUGGGUGAGCGGGAGCGGCGUCGUGGGCUGGGCGAGAGAGAUGCUCGGCCGCGCACGCCACCAGGGCGACGAGGGAUACGUGCCGUUGCAGAAUCUCGAGGCGGAGCACGCGGCGUAG
Molecule: messenger RNA, 3534 nt
Organism: Metarhizium album ARSEF 1941
Lineage: Eukaryota; Fungi; Ascomycota; Sordariomycetes; Hypocreales; Clavicipitaceae
Product: ATPase, P-type, heavy metal translocating
Exons: 2
Coding region: 1-3534 (1177 amino acids)
Biological process (GO): monoatomic cation transport; copper ion homeostasis
Cellular component (GO): membrane
Molecular function (GO): P-type divalent copper transporter activity; copper ion binding; ATP binding
Source: RefSeq, a predicted model, not a curated record